AUGAAGUCUCUCACACAGAAUAACAAGAAAAAGGAAGAAGUUAAUAAUUAUGAUGAUAUGAAUACAAAAAGUUCAACUGUUAAUGGCAUCAAUAUAAACGAUAUAAACAUAAAUGAUAUAGAAGAAAAUGUAAGUGAUCAUAAUAAUGAAAGAAAAGUUAAAAAAAACGGGAAAGCUAUCGAGUAUUAUUUAUAUGAUGUGGAGGCUUAUAAUGGCAAUAAUAACACGACAAUAGAAAGUUUCGUAGAUUUAAGUUCUAUAAGAUCCAAUUAUUUAUCUGAGAAUAGGAAAAAAAAAGCUAAGAAAAAAAAAAGCAGUUAUAUAAAAAAACAGUUAAAAAUUUAUAAAAAAAAAUAUAAAAUAUUACCAGAACACAACAUUGAUCAAGAUACGAGUUAUGAAGAAUCAGUGAAAAAUGAAAAUAGAGAUUAUAAAAUAUAUGAUCUGAAAGAGAUAAAAACAGAUAAAGGAACGAAUGACUUUAGAUCACAUAUACGUAAAGAUACUAUCGGUAUAAAAAAGAAUGUUUUUAUAAAUGUAACCAAAUUUAUUAUCCUAGUUUCCUCAAUUUUCUCAUUUGGUACCUUCAGUACAACUAUAACGAAGUAUAUCAUAUUCGUAAAAAAGUUUAAUUAUACACAAAUUGUAACACUUCUUGAAUUUCUAAUCAUGUACCUAAUUCUCAGAUUAGUAAUUUUCUGUAGCAAAAUAAAAAGUUCAACAAAUUUAACGAGGAAGGAAUAUAUAAAAUAUAUCAUUUCAAUUUCAGCCCUACUAGGACUCAGUGUUGUAACAGGCAAUAGCGCCUACUCCUAUUUAGAAAUUCCUGUAAUUUCAGUCAUUAAAUCGAGUUCUCUAAUAUUGAUAUACUUCUUAUCAAUCAAAUUUGGUUUGAAGGAAUUUAAGUGUUCUUUGCUUUGUUCAAUUCUUACAAUUUUGAUGGGGGUAAUUAUGAGCAUCACAACAUUGAAGAUAGAUAGCUUGUUUGGUAUAUUCCUUUUACUAAUAUCUGUCAUUACCUCAUCCCUUAAGUGGGUUUUUACUAAUGUUUUGUUAAGAUCAACAUCUAUGAAACCGCACAUCAUUUUGUUACACAUAUAUCAAAUGGCCAUCUUUAUCAUACUUAUACCCACACUUUUGAUCGAUAUGACUUGUAUUAUUAAAGAUUAUAAUAGUAGCCUUUUAACAAUUGAUCAAAUAUUGUCAGCGCUAGUACUGGUGGUCAUUGGUGCAAUAAGCAGCAUAUUUUUAAUUCUGGCGGAGUUUUCAUUAAUAUCCUUCACCUCGUCCGUAACACUGAGUAUAGUCUUUAUAGGAAGAGAAGCAAUCCUUUUGAUUAUUGGAUCGCUAUUUUUUGGUGAAAACGUUAAUUUUAGUUCAUCUAUUGGUAUAGCAAUUUCGAUGAUUGGUACCAUUCUCUAUGGAUAUGCAUCAAAGUGA
Molecule: messenger RNA, 1440 nt
Organism: Plasmodium gonderi
Lineage: Eukaryota; Apicomplexa; Aconoidasida; Haemosporida; Plasmodiidae
Product: triose or hexose phosphate/phosphate translocator
Exons: 10
Coding region: 1-1440 (479 amino acids)
Cellular component (GO): Golgi apparatus
Molecular function (GO): antiporter activity
Source: RefSeq, a predicted model, not a curated record